This is a messenger RNA of Choloepus didactylus (southern two-toed sloth), 2566 nucleotides long. It is a transcript of the gene SNX21, whose product is annotated as sorting nexin family member 21. Gene Ontology annotation, biological process: protein transport. The transcript is spliced from 3 exons. Bases 54 to 1214 code for a protein of 386 amino acids. NCBI's taxonomy places the organism in Eukaryota, Metazoa, Chordata, Mammalia, Pilosa, Megalonychidae. The record is from RefSeq and is a predicted model, not a curated record. Gene Ontology annotation, molecular function: phosphatidylinositol phosphate binding; protein binding. Gene Ontology annotation, cellular component: early endosome membrane.
CCUCCGGGCUGGGCUCCGCUCCUCUGCCGCUCGCCGGGAGCGGGGUGGGGGGGAUGGGUCCUGCUCGCCGCCCAGGCCAAGGACCCUGCGCCCGGCGCUCCCCCCAGGGUGCCAUGGCCUCCCGGUUCCUGCACCGGCUGCGGCACGCCCUGGCCGGCGACGGCCGCGGGGAGGCAGCGGCCGACCCCGAGGCCGAGCAGUUCCCGGAGAGUUCGGAGCUGGAGGACGACGACGCCGAGGGCCUGUCCUCCCGCCUCAGCGGCACCCUCAGCUUCACCAGCGCCGAGGACGACGACGACGACGACGAGGACGACGAGGAGGAGGAGGACGCCGGCCUCGACUCGCUGCCCUCCGGGGACUGUGCGUCGGGUGAAGACGCAGAAGGGAGUCCCCAGCCUGACGGGCCGCGGGGCAGUCAGCUCCUGGCGCGGCACCUGCAGGAUUUCUGGAAGAAGUCCCGGAACACCCUGGUACCCCAGCGGCUACUCUUUGAGGUGACCAGCGCCAACGUAGUCAAGGACCCACCCUCCAAGUACGUGCUCUACACCCUCGCCGUGAUGGGCCCAGGGCCACCAGAUCGCCAGCCAACACAGAUUUCUCGCCGCUACUCAGACUUUGAGCGGCUGCACCGAAGCCUCCAGAGGCAAUUCCGGGGCCCCAUGGCUGCCAUCUCCUUCCCCCGUAAGCGCCUGCGUCGGAAUUUUACUGCCGAGACCAUCGCCCGCCGCAGCCGGGCCUUUGAGCAGUUUUUGAGCCACCUGCAGGCAGUGCCUGAGCUGCGCCAUGCCCCAGAUCUGCAGGACUUCUUCGUGCUGCCUGAGCUGCGGCGGGCGCAGAGCCUCACCUGCACCGGCCUCUACCGGGAGGCUCUGGCACUCUGGGCAAAUGCCUGGAAGCUGCAGGCCCAGCUGGGCACCCCCUCAUGCCCUGACCGCUCCCUGCUGACACUUGCUGGGCUGGCUGUGUGCCACCAGGAGCUGGAGGAUCCUGGGGAAGCCCGGGCAUGCUGUGAGAGGGCCCUGCAUCUGCUGGGGGACAAGAGCCCCCACCCUUUGCUGGCACCCUUCCUGGAGGCCCAUGUCCGGCUCUCCUGGCGCCUGGGCCUGGAUAAACGUCAAACAGAGGCCCAGCUCCAGGCCUUGCAGGAGGCAGGCCUCACCCCCAUGCCACCCCCCAGUCUCAAAGAGUUGCUUAUCAAGGAGGUGCUGGACUAACCUUUGCCUCAACUUAAAGCUACUGUGGGGAAGCGGGCUGCCUCAGGAUGGGGGGAUGGUCCUGAGGAGAGCAUGGACAGCAGCUGGAAGGGUACAGGGGACGCUGGGAGUCCCUAGAAGUUCCAGAAAAGGAGUGUGCAGCAGUCUAAGGAAACUUGCUUCUUCUGUUCAUCUGGGCUCAAGGUGAGCUCUGGCUGUAGUUGCCUUGGGAUGGGGCAAUGAGGAAGUUGGAUGCAGCCUCUCCAGCUUAGGAGCAGCUGGGUACUGUGUCCCAGUCAGGGUCAAAGUUCCCUUUUCCAUGGCCUCCAAGCCACUGAGGCAGCCUGAGCAAAGGUCAGAGACUCUGCCCCUGGAGUCCUGGAGUUGAGAGAUCAAGAGAAGACUGCUGUCUGGCCCAGGGGAAUUACAGAGGCCAGCCACUCCAGUAGUAACAAUCUCUUUAUUGGAUGUGUGGGGUAGAAGGCACAGCCCUUGACUGUAACUAUUGCCUCUGUAGUGGGAGUAGACAGGAGAUCCUUGAAGCUCCAGGCCAAGCUGGUACCUCAGGCUAGAGCUUGCUCUCUGAGACCCGGGGCUUCACUCGGAUCACACCCUCCUGGGCACAGGACACAGCCAGGACCCCAUCCCGACGCCACAACCGCCCAUGGACCAGCCCCCGGGAACCACCUGUUGGGCAAGAAGGGUGAUAACUGCUUUCUCUCUGCCUCAGCACAGCCAAACACACUUUGUGAAAAUGGCUGGGCCCAGGACAGGGCUGCCGCCUGCAAUGGCACUACUAAGUGUUGUGGCCACUCCAAAUCCCCAAGUGCCCCUUUAUGAGCCCAUCAUGGUCAGUCACUGGGGGAUAACCCCUCCCACAGGAACCCCACUUGACAGUUGAUAAGCACCUUCACAUAUCCACUGGCUUCCUCAAAAAGAUCACAGAGGGAGGAGCUCUGAGAACAGUCUCAUUCAGUUGCACAGCCAGGCAAAUCUGCCCCACCAUUGGACGCUUGUGUUUGGAAACCCAUCAGUUCCCUUUUUAAAUUCAAACCAGGUCCCCCAGGCAGGUAAUUCCUGGAAGACAUCCCCCACCACCACCUCCAAGGAAAAGAAGGGAACCUGAAGCCAUGAGGUUUGGCCACCACAUGGAGUUGGAUGUUUAUGAAGGGAACCACUGGUUUCCCUUAAACAGUUCCAGAGUGGCUCAGGAACUAGGCACUAAGUAUCAGGGCCAAACCUGAACCAAGUGUCCUGAGUUCAAGGUUAUUAAUCUCGUGUGUUGAGGCUGUUGAUACUUGAGAGUAUCCCUUGAGUAUGAAGAGUCCCUUAAGUUUGGUUCCUGUUUUAUAAAGCAGAGCUUUUUUUCUUCA